CACUGAAAUAAAUAGUGUUCGCAAAUAUUUUCCAGCUAAAUCACCUUAUCUAUUCUAUGACACAGCGACACAAAUAUUUUUCCCCUCGUGAAAUACCGCCAAUAAUUAUAUUCCCAGCGACAGUAACUAACCUGUGCAAUCAACAACAAUGAAAUUCAACCGACUUGUAUCUUCCUCGCGCCGAAAAAAUCGAAAGAGACAUUUCACGGCGCCUUCCCAUAUUCGUAGAAGACUCAUGUCGGCUCCUCUUUCCAAAGAACUUCGGCAAAAAUAUAACGUCCGUUCGAUGCCAAUUCGAAAAGAUGAUGAAGUUCAGGUUGUCCGUGGGCAUUACAAGGGUCAACAAGUUGGCAAAGUUGCUCAAGUGUACAGGAAAAAAUUUGUAAUAUACAUAGAAAGAAUUCAACGUGAAAAGGCUAACAGUGCUAACGUGUAUGUCGGUAUUGACCCAUCCAAGACAGUUAUUGUUAAGUUAAAGAUGGACAAGGAUCGCAAGAAAAUUAUUGACAGGAGAAGUAAAGGUAGGCAAGCAGCAUUGGGCAAAGAUAAAGGAAAAUAUACGGAAGAUUCAACUGCAGCCAUGGAAACUUCAUAAAUUUAAGCCUUAAUUCAUUUAUGCGAUUCAAUAAAAAUAUCAACUGUGAAAUC
Habropoda laboriosa is the source of this 648-nucleotide messenger RNA. RefSeq names its product 60S ribosomal protein L26 (gene RpL26). Gene Ontology annotation, molecular function: RNA binding; structural constituent of ribosome. Gene Ontology annotation, biological process: cytoplasmic translation; ribosomal large subunit biogenesis. The coding region runs from base 149 to 595 and encodes 148 amino acids. The transcript is spliced from 4 exons. NCBI's taxonomy places the organism in Eukaryota, Metazoa, Arthropoda, Insecta, Hymenoptera, Apidae. Gene Ontology annotation, cellular component: ribosome; cytosolic large ribosomal subunit. The record is from RefSeq and is a predicted model, not a curated record.